AUGGAGCCACCUGCCGUGUCGCAGCUGUUCAGACAGCUUUUCCAACAUCGCCCUUGCCAUUCUUGUCUGGGACAGCAACUCCGGCAAGCGCCCCGUCGACUGUACAGCUCCCAGAAACAAUACGCCAGUCCAAACUACCAAGGUCGCAAAAAAGAGGACGACAAGCUGGAGAGCAACUGGCAACAGCGCAAUCUCUCUUUCCCUCCGGACAAGCUUGACGAAUACAAGCGAUACCCAGAAGUCACCUCAGAUGGCUUACGCGCGAGGAAGGAGCGACCACGACGAGUCCGCAUGCUGAUGCGCGACUUCAUCGAAGACAGCCUGUACAAUCCUCAAUACGGCUACUUCUCAAAACACGUCGUCAUCUGGACUCCUGGCGAACCCUUUGACUUCAAUCAGCUACCAGACGAGCAAUCUUUCUACCGUGAAUACGGUCAACGCUACAACGACUUUGAGGAUCAGCUGGACGCAAAAGAAUACAACGAGACUCGUCAACUAUGGCAUACCCCUACUGAGCUGUUCCGCCCAUACUACGGUGAAGCAAUUGCCCGCCAUCUAGUCGCAAACUAUAAACUUCAACUAUAUCCUUACCAUGACCUCCUCAUCUAUGAGAUGGGAGCCGGAAACGGAACUCUCAUGAUGAACAUCCUUGACUACAUACGCCAAACCGACCCUGAAGUCUACGCCCGCACUCGCUUCCGGGUCAUCGAAGUCUCUUCUGCCCUCGCCUCCAUCCAAGGAAAUCAAUUGAUGAGAAACGCUCAAGCAAAAGGUCACGCCGACAAGGUCUCCAUUAUCAACAAAUCAAUCUUCGAUUGGGACAUCUACGAGGCUUCUCCUUGCUUUUUCCUGGCUAUGGAGGUCUUUGACAACUUUGCACAUGAUGUGAUACGCUAUGAUCCCGCCACCGAGGAACCGCUCCAAGGCUCUGCAUUGGUCGACGCAAAUGGCGAUUUCUACGAGUUCUACACAAAGGACGUGGAUCCUGUAGCUGCUCGCUUCCUGCGCGUCAGAGAUGCGGCUUGCAAUAACCUCAACUAUGCGCAUCCCCUGAGAGGUUCUCCAGCCAUGUUGAGGAAAUUGAGGAGUCGAUUGCCUUUUGCUCCUAACCUCAGUGUGCCUGAAUAUAUCCCCACGAGGCUGAUGCACUUUUUCGACAUUUUGCACAAGUACUUCCCAGCGCAUAAGCUGGUAACUUCGGACUUCCACGCUUUGCCGGAUACAGUUCAAGGUGUCAAUGCCCCUGUGGUGCAGACACGCUAUCAACGUCGUAUGGUUCCUGUAACCACCCCGCUUGUCCACCAAGGCUUCUUCGACAUUCUCUUCCCCACUGACUUCGCUGUGACAGAGGCCAUCUAUCGUGCCAUUACAGGAAAGCUCACACGUGUGAUGAAGCAUGAGGACUUCUUCAAGCGAUGGGCAUAUGUGGAGGACACCCAGACGAGAAAUGGCGAGAACCCGUUGUUGAGUUGGUACAAGAACGCUUCGGUCAUGAUUACUGUAUAG
Aureobasidium subglaciale EXF-2481 is the source of this 1506-nucleotide messenger RNA. RefSeq lists its product as uncharacterized. Gene Ontology annotation, molecular function: protein-arginine omega-N symmetric methyltransferase activity. NCBI's taxonomy places the organism in Eukaryota, Fungi, Ascomycota, Dothideomycetes, Dothideales, Saccotheciaceae. The coding region runs from base 1 to 1506 and encodes 501 amino acids. Gene Ontology annotation, cellular component: mitochondrion. The transcript has 2 exons. The record is from RefSeq and is a predicted model, not a curated record.